AUGAGCAAUAUUACGCCGCCAACUACAUCUACCUUGUCUCUUGCUUUGUGUUCUUUGUGUCCAAAAAGUUUUAAAAAUCAACAUGUUUUGCAAAUACAUGAAGGUCGUAUGCAUUAUUCUGUCUUUGAUCAAGCUACUACCUCUUCAGCUAUGGGAAUUACAUGUGUCUCCUGUUUAUUAUGUUCACAAAAAACUUAUAAAAAUAAGCAGAGUCUUGGAAGACAUGAACAGCUUAUUCAUUCGGAUUAUAACACACCACGUACUGGAGUUACUAUUUUGCCGCCUGAUGCUGUUUAUGAGUUUAAAAAAAUGUUAGUGUAUUUAAUUCAAACGAAGCUCUCUAAUAAUAGUAAUUUUACAGGAAAACAACGUGUAACUGCUCCAUGCACAGAAAGUCAAUUUGUUGCAGUAUUCGGGAAGCAUUUAAGAUGCUAUGUUCCUAGAAUUAGACAAUAUACUCAGCAACAACAAACAGCAGUUAUUCUUUUUUCUUUAACAGAUAGUUCAAAUAAUUUCUCAAAUUCAGAAAACUUAGAAACUGAUAGUGAAUUUAGUAAGAAAAAAAAACAACAAAAGCGCAAACUAAUUAAAUCAAAUACAUUUGAAUUUAAUAUUGAAUGGAAAAUCCGUACGAUUAUAGAUACUGUUAAUCAUACAUCACAAGCUGGAUAUAUUACGAUACGAUUUGUGACAGAUACAAGAUAUUUCUGA
Molecule: messenger RNA, 711 nt
Organism: Cetraspora pellucida
Lineage: Eukaryota; Fungi; Glomeromycota; Glomeromycetes; Diversisporales; Gigasporaceae
Source: the annotation of a GenBank genome assembly